CGGUGCGCUCUGAGUCACCGAAAUCAAGGUGUGGCCGGAGCGCCGCUCCCCCGCCGCCAGCCCGGGGGGCCGCGUCUUCGCGGGAGCCGCCUCUUCCUUUAGUCGCGGUGUCGCCGCUCGCAGGACCACUCUCCCCGCCGCCGCCGCUCCCGCCCCGCGUUCCUCCGCUCCGCGCCCGCCCGCCGCCACCGACGACAUGCUGCGCUGCGGCCUGGCCUGCGAGCGCUGCAGGUGGAUCCUGCCCCUGCUGCUGCUCAGCGCCAUCGCCUUCGACAUCAUCGCGCUGUCCGGCCGCGGCUGGCUGCAGUCUAGCAACCACCUCCAGACGUCGUCGCUUUGGUGGAGGUGUUUCGAUGAGGGCGGCGGCAGCGGCUCCUACGACGAUGGCUGCCAGAGCCUCAUGGAGUAUGCGUGGGGACGAGCAGCGGCUGCCACGCUCUUCUGUGGCUUCAUCAUCCUGGUCAUCUGCUUCAUCCUCUCUUUCUUCGCCCUGUGUGGACCCCAGAUGCUUGUUUUCCUGAGAGUUAUCGGAGGCCUCCUCGCACUGGCUGCUGUAUUCCAGAUCAUCUCUCUGGUAAUCUAUCCCGUGAAGUACACCCAAACCUUCAGGCUUCAUGAUAACCCUGCUGUUAACUACAUCUAUAACUGGGCCUAUGGCUUCGGUUGGGCAGCCACCAUCAUCUUGAUUGGCUGUUCCUUCUUCUUCUGCUGCCUCCCUAACUACGAGGAUGACCUUCUGGGUACUGCCAAGCCCAGGUACUUCUACCCUCCUGCCUAAGGCGGGACGAAGACCCUGAGACCAGCCUGCUGCAAGAUGGAUCUGAGGAGGAAACUGUUUUCCAAGGAACCUAUGUUUGGGCGAUUUUCAUAUGAUCAGAAAAGCUAGAAUAAAUGCUAAAGAAAAUUCUUCAUAAGUAGUGUUAAGUUUCAUGUCCUGUGUAUGUCUCUUGUGGAGUUAAAAAGACUUGUUUCUGUUUGCUAAGUGUAUGCUAAUUUUUCCUUACAUCAAUUCUAUAUCGUUUAAGCUUCAUUUGUUAAAGAAUGUGCCUGUCAAACUCGAUAAGGUAGAAAUGCAAUGGCUUCUCAUUUAAUAAUCUGAUGGCACUUUUUUUUU
This is a messenger RNA of Apodemus sylvaticus (European woodmouse), 1114 nucleotides long. It is a transcript of the gene Perp, whose product is annotated as p53 apoptosis effector related to PMP22. The transcript has 3 exons. Gene Ontology annotation, biological process: cell-cell adhesion. NCBI's taxonomy places the organism in Eukaryota, Metazoa, Chordata, Mammalia, Rodentia, Muridae. The record is from RefSeq and is a predicted model, not a curated record. Bases 197 to 778 code for a protein of 193 amino acids. Gene Ontology annotation, cellular component: cell-cell junction; membrane.